UUAAUUUAACUAUAUUAAUAUAUUUAUUUUAUAAUGAUAUUAAUAUUUCAUAAAUUUUAGUAUUAAAUUGAUCUUUGAUUCAUUAUAUAUUAUUACUUCUAAAAGUACUAUUAUUAGUGCUUUAAAUAUUCAAGGUACAUAAUUAAUCACUGCUCAAUUUAAUGCUAAUAUUAAAUUUUUAUGAGAAACUUUAAUAACUCAUUUAACUAUUUUGUAUCUAUUUAGAUAUGAUUCUUACAAAUGACUUCUCAAAAAGCACACUACAAUAGGCACUAUGAAAAACAAUAGCUCGUCCACUGAUUUAUGUGUUGAAGAUACUGAAACAAUAAUAUUGGAAAAAUCUGAUACUCAAGAAACAUUAAAUAUGUUGGUUGAGAAAUCAAGAAAAAAUACUGAUGGAGAUAAUUCUUCUGAAUAUAUUCCUUCGUCUACAAGCGAGUCAUCAAUUUACUCAGAUACAGAAAAUGAUAAUACAAAGAAUAAUAGGAAAAAUGUCUCUGUAAAUAAAACUAAUACGUCUAGUGGUUUAGACAUAUCUAAUCUACAUUUGUCAGGAACAAAAAUGUGUGAUGAUGCUGAAAUGUAUGUCACAGAAUCGUCAGGAAAACAAACACAUUCCAAAAAAAAUUGUUGUUAUUACUGCAAAAAGCUACAAAGUAAGAUAGCACGUCACUUAGAAACUGUGCAUUCUAAUGAAAAAGAAAAGAAGUUAAGAUUUAGUGUAUUACCUAAAGGAAACUACGAAAGAAAGAAAUAA
Monomorium pharaonis (pharaoh ant) is the source of this 757-nucleotide messenger RNA. RefSeq lists its product as uncharacterized. The record is from RefSeq and is a predicted model, not a curated record. The transcript is spliced from 2 exons. The coding region runs from base 275 to 757 and encodes 160 amino acids. Lineage: Eukaryota; Metazoa; Arthropoda; Insecta; Hymenoptera; Formicidae.